Messenger RNA from Rhizoctonia solani, 3099 nucleotides. Its product is annotated as kinase domain protein. The transcript has 19 exons. NCBI's taxonomy places the organism in Eukaryota, Fungi, Basidiomycota, Agaricomycetes, Cantharellales, Ceratobasidiaceae. Gene Ontology annotation, molecular function: protein kinase activity; ATP binding. The record is from RefSeq and is a predicted model, not a curated record. The coding region runs from base 1 to 3099 and encodes 1032 amino acids. Gene Ontology annotation, biological process: protein phosphorylation.
AUGCCCCAGAGACCGCCUCCCCCGCCACUUAAGGAGCGCGGCGAGGACGCCCAAUGCCUUCCGAAGAAAUCGAUACCUGGACGUCGUAAAUCUAAAGGCAAGAGGAGGAGAAAGGCCAGGCCUACCAACGAGGUCAAACGGCCACGGCAUUUGUCAGAGAAUCGCCAUGAAUCACCACGGCCUCGAUCACGGUUAAAGGUCGCCAAGAAAAGUGUUGCUCGCAUCAAAACCAAGGCACCAUGGUCGGAAAAGCGGAGUCGCCGAGAUAUUCCCAUUGAACCUCGUCAAUCAUACCCUGUUAAAACAAUUGGACGAUAUAAGCGUGCACGCAAGGUUGCAUUCGACCCACCUCAUCCGCCUACCGCGACUCCAACUCCAACCCCACCGCCAGAUAAUCGCGGUGCUCGGUUGGCUCUAGACGUAGUAGCGCAGGGUAUAUUCCGCCUGGACCCUGCUCUCGCUCGCUAUAGUUUACGAUCAACUCCAUUAUUCCUCGCGCGAAAUCUUCGCGACGGCUGGUCGGGAAAGGUUUGGUCAUGGGAUAAAGCAGAGCCCAAGGAUUCAGUCAAUGCACUACACAUUCGGGACCCACAAACCUCUGUUGAGCGGCUGGAAAGGUGGAUUGCUAAGUCAACUCGCCAAGUGUCCAGAUAUACGCCGGCAACCGUCACACAAUCCGCAUUGCCUCGUACAUUCUGUCUCAAAUUGACGAGAUUCGAACUUGGAACCGCCGCAAAAUUCAAGGUACCUGAUUCCGCCAAACUCGCAGCUAAUCUGUACAUUCAUAACAAUCCUGGCGACAGCGAACCAUUGGUAUUCGACUUGGGCGUAGCUGAUCUUACGUUUCCGACAUCUGGGAAUGGCACACUGGAAGUACCAUUGCGCAUACCUUCUUUGGAAUUCCACAAUAAGAACUCUGCUCGAUCUGGCACUUCGAUUCCCUUUUUUGUACACACUAUAGAUGAUGACAUGCAGGUCUCUCUUCGUGCUCUUUCUUUGCCUAGAGGCCUUGCGUAUGUCGGAGUCUUGCUUUAUAAUUUCACGGAAAUCGGCACACCAGCCGGAGAAACUGUUACUUGGGGUGACAACGCAUCUCGCUUGUAUUCUCGAGUCGAUCUCGUUGGUCCAAACACUAGUUCUUCUGGAUUCGCACCACUAUCACAGCGUGCAGAGACUGUUUGGCUUCGCUCUAAUAUCACUCCAGAGAAUGCUACCGCGACGAGAGCGUCCGCAUCAUGGGGAGUUGAUAGUGCUGCUCGAUUGAUGUAUAAUCGUGUAUCAAACAUUCGACCUUUACACCCUAAACCACCUCCGCCUGAUUUUAAAUUAAAGUAUCGCCUCACCGUCCAGGGAGAGCAUCACGUUUUCGAGCAGACCCUUCAGCCUUGGGCAUGCGCUGUGUGUAGUAUAUGCGCACCAUUCCCUGCUCUACACAUUCUUCGAGUCCAUUAUGAGCGCGCGCACCCACAGGUUCAAGUUACCAUCAACCAGGAGAAACAGGACAUUGUGUCUAACAGACGAGUCCGAGAGAUCAAAAUUGUUUUACCCCCAGUCAGCUUUGAGCUUGUAAGCGAUGACAAUGAAGCUAUUCAGGUACCUCAAGAGAUUGCCCCUUCGACCCGAAUCGGUGAUAUGCUCGCAAAUCGGGCCGAGUUCGAACGUGGAAACCAUCCACCCGAUCUCCAACCACAACUAGACGAUAACGAGCCCCUUUCUCUCCCUCCCGAAAUACCAGGCAUCCUAACUAGGACAGACGUUGAGGUUGAACAGCGAGAGACCCCUCACCAAGUCUCGGCGAAGCCCCACUGGUUAAAGGCGAAGGAAACUCGAGUCCAGAGUCAUACACCCGAGCCCACACUUUAUUCGCCUAUUCGAAACGCAGAACCCGGGGGUAUCUUUUUGCCACCAUACUCGAGUCGAGUUAAUAACCAAGGGCGCAUAUAUGAUGUUUUGCGCGAAUUGCCGACGAAAGAUUUUGGGAUAUUAGCAGAGCAAGUACUUGCAGCCGAGGAAGAAUUGUUUGCAAAGGAGGCUACGUCAGCAUCUCAAGCUGGAGUCCAAGUCGAGACCGAAAGGGGAAGGUUGAUGUUUUCGUACAACUUGUUGUUUCCCUAUUCCUACAUGGUUGAGUUACUUGAACAACCCAACCUAGAUCUCACUGUCUUUCAUCAGUCUCCAAGUAAUAGACUCACUGCAAAGAAUGAUGUGAUGUGCUGCCUAACUGAACAUGGUUGUGCUGAUAUCUCUAACGACUUGGACCUCGAUCUUUGCUCACAAUCCCAUUCUACACAAGGGGGGUUCGGCUUGAUUUAUCUUGGCUUCCUAAAAAGCGGCCAACCUGUCGCAAUCAAGUCUAUAGGGAUUCUAGGCAAAUGCGGUAACUCAGAGGAGAGCCGCAAGAGCUUGAAGCGUGCCGCCAAGGAGCUAUACAUCUGGGCUCGGUCAGCCCAUCCCGGCGUACUCAAAAUACUUGGAUUUGCACAAUUCAAGAACCAGAUAGCACUUGUUUCUCCAUGGAUUAAUAACGGCCCACUUGGGCCAUGCCUCUCAGGAGACCUUGAUGAAAAUUAUCGCCUUCAGCUCUGUGUCCAAAUAACAGAAACACUGUCGUAUCUGCAUGGGAUUGGAAUUGUUCACGGAGACUUGAAACCCACGAUAAAAGGCCUCAACUGGCCGAUUUGGAAGCGCAAUGUUGACAGGAGAUUUCAGCCUUGGAUUUACCCCCACAAGCUCCAAAUGUUCGUACAGAUUUUCGAGCUUCUAAACAAUGGUGAUCAUACGGCUAAAACUGACAUAUAUGCACUUGGAAUGACCAUGUUGAAUAUCAUGACCGGGAAACAGCCAUUCUCAGACAAAUCAAUUUUAGCCAUUGUCAUGGAAGUGGCGAUUAAGAAGAAUCGACCAUCCUACUCUGCUUUUCUCGUAUUUGUUGAGAAGAAGCAUAGGAGGGACCGACUAUGGCAGUUGUUGGAACGCUGUUGGGCUCACAAUCCCGGAGAUAGGCCAACGGCUACUGAAGUACUUAAUUCCUUGCUUGAACUUGAGCAGGAGCCUCAGGAUCAGGAGCCAUCCAGUCCAAGCGCGCACGUUAGACCUUGA